Messenger RNA from Sarcophilus harrisii (Tasmanian devil), 1382 nucleotides. RefSeq names its product olfactory receptor 52K1-like. The record is from RefSeq and is a predicted model, not a curated record. Gene Ontology annotation, cellular component: membrane. The transcript has a single exon. Gene Ontology annotation, biological process: G protein-coupled receptor signaling pathway. The coding region runs from base 112 to 1113 and encodes 333 amino acids. Lineage: Eukaryota; Metazoa; Chordata; Mammalia; Dasyuromorphia; Dasyuridae. Gene Ontology annotation, molecular function: G protein-coupled receptor activity; olfactory receptor activity.
AGACUUCCAACCAGGCCAGUGAGACUGGUUCUGGGUCCAAAGAUAACUGGACCCAGAGACUCUGUCUCCUUCCACCACCAUCCUCUGGGUCUAACUCUGAUCUUCUCAAGGAUGUCAGGGCAGAAUGAGACCUACAAUGUUUCCUACACUGACUUCUUCUUGGUAGGUUUUCCAGGGCUGCAGGAAACUCGGUCCCUCCUGAUCCUUCCAUUCUCCUGCAUAUACUUUGUGAUACUCUCAGCCAAUGCCCUGGUCAUAUACACUGUGGUGGCCCAGAGAAGCCUGCACCAGCCCAUGUAUGCCCUCAUUGCCCUGCUCUUGACAGUCAAUCUCUGUGCUGCUACUGCCGUUGUGCCCACCAUGCUCUUUAGCUUCUCUACUCACUACUACCGUAUUUCUCUUUCCUGCUGCCUCAUCCAGAUGUUCUCUAUCUACUUCCUUAUCGUCUUUGACUGCAAUAUCCUCCUGGUUAUGGCACUGGACCGCUACAUUGCCAUCUGCUAUCCAUUGCGUUAUCCAGAAAUUGUGACAGGGCAGCUAUUGACAGGUUUGGUGGGCUUAGCGGCAAUAAGGAGCACGUGCAUUGUUGCCCCCGUGGUGAUACUAGCUUCAAGAGUGUGCUUCUGUCGCUCCAACAUCAUCCGUCACUUCACCUGUGAGCACAUGGCUCUGAUGAAGCUGUCCUGUGGAGACAUCUCACUCAACAAGACAGUGGGACUUGCAGUCCGCGUCUUCAACCGAGUCUUGGACAUGUUGCUACUGAGCACUUCCUACACACGCAUCAUCCAUGCUGCCUUCCGGAUCUCCUCUGGGGGAGCGCGCUCCAAAGCCCUGAAUACUUGUGGCUCCCACCUACUGGUCAUUUUCACUGUUUAUUCCUCUACACUCUCCUCUUCCAUUGUCUAUCGUGCAGCCCGCACUGCCUCCCAGGAUGUGCACAACCUGCUCAGUGCCUUCUAUUUACUGCUCCCCUGCCUUGUUAAUCCUGUUAUCUAUGGAGCCAGAACCAAGGAGAUCAGACAACAUCUAGUCAAGAUAUUUCAGAGAGCAGGACCUCAGGCCUCUUCUGAAAAAAACCCAUCCCUACCUCCACAAAGAGAGCUUCCUUCAUAAUGCCCCAGGAUCUGGAAGAGAGGUGCAUCCCUAGGAACAGAGGGACCCAACAAUCAUCCAGAUCAUAUAUUCUUGUAUAAUUUCCAACCUUUUUCUGAUAGUUGCUCUCUAAGAUAGGAAGAGGGUAAAUAUUAGAGCCUGACAAGAUUACUCCAUUACUUACUUCAAUGAUUUUAUUAGCUUUUUGAGUUCCAACUGAUGUUUUCUUGUAUUUGGAGACUUAUUCCAUUGAAACAAAUGAGAUAAUAUUUGCAAAGUACUUAGCACAG